AUGCAGCUCAUCACCUUCCAGGAUCGGACGAUUGGCAAAGCCAAGCACCUACUUUGGGCGUCGCUUUCGCUUUUGCUGUUGUUUCGCCAUGAGGCGCUCCAUGGCUACCAAGAAGCGCAGCUGCUGUCGGCGGGCCUGCGCUACAUUCCCUCCUCGCCUGCCUUUGGACUGGCCGCCCUGCAGCGCGAGCUGGCAGCUGUGGCCGACCCUCAACAGCCUGCAGGCCGAUCUCUGGCGCACCGCGCGCUGAGCCUGCUAGGCCGGCGUGCCUGCCCUGCCCCGGCCCGCUGCGGCAGUGCAAUGCUCGUGGCCAGCGGCUGGGCGGCGGAGGAGCCCGGCCAAGCCCUCCUUGGUGACCUCGGAGGCCGCUUCGCUAUGCCCUGUUCUGCGGACGCCAGCUCGCAAAAGCCCGAGCUCGAUGCUAUCAAUGUCAGCCUCGUGCUCAAAGCAGAGUUGUGCUCCGGCCUGGUGCUGUUGGAUGCUGUGGGGAGCGACCCACCGGAACGAGCCUGA
This is a messenger RNA of Symbiodinium sp. CCMP2592, 513 nucleotides long. The record is from the annotation of a GenBank genome assembly. Lineage: Eukaryota; Dinophyceae; Suessiales; Symbiodiniaceae.